Molecule: messenger RNA, 3772 nt
Organism: Pectinophora gossypiella (pink bollworm)
Lineage: Eukaryota; Metazoa; Arthropoda; Insecta; Lepidoptera; Gelechiidae
Product: peptidyl-prolyl cis-trans isomerase sig-7
Exons: 1
Coding region: 132-2582 (816 amino acids)
Biological process (GO): protein peptidyl-prolyl isomerization
Cellular component (GO): nucleus
Molecular function (GO): peptidyl-prolyl cis-trans isomerase activity; RNA binding
Source: RefSeq, a predicted model, not a curated record
CUAGGAGACAACAAAAGUGAGGUUAUUUCUGUGAUGUGUCAGAAUUUGUCCGUGUAAAUAACGCAUUUUUAGGCAUUUCUGUAGUUAUAUGCCUACUUAGUUAACGUAAUUGGUUAAUACAAUAUUGAACAAUGUCUGUCGUAAUAGAAACUACACUCGGUGACAUCACCGUAGACUUGUUCUUAGAACAGCGUCCUGUAACUUGUCUCAAUUUCUUGAAGCUUUGCAAGAUGAAAUACUACAAUUUUAACCUAUUCCACACCAUAAGGAGUGGUUUCAUAGCUCAAACUGGAGAUCCUUCAGGAGAAGGCGAUGGUGGCCAAUCUAUUUUUGGCCUCUUGGAAGGCCCAGCAAAAAGAUUCUUCUCUGGCGAAAAAAUGCCAAAGAUACGCCACACUAACACCGGUUUGCUAUCAAUGGUCGGAACAGAUGACUUGAUGAUUGGUUCGCAGUUCUUCUUUACUCUUGGUACUGAUUUAGAUUCACUUGAUGGCACUCACUGUGUGAUUGGAGAGGUCACCGAAGGACAUGAUAUACUAAGGAAACUCAACGAUGUUAUUUGCGAUGAAAGUCACCGUCCAUACCAAGAUGUGCGCAUAACUCAUACAGUGGUACUAGAAGAUCCUUUCAGUGAUCCCAAAGGAUUUAGAGCUCCAUCCCGAUCACCUUCUCCAAGUGCUGAACGGUUGCGAGGCGGUCGCAUCGCACCUGAUGAGGAACUUGAUGAAACUCAAGGCAAGAGUGCUGCAGAAAUACAAGAAAUGAUUGAGGAGAAGGAAGCUAAAGCUCGAGCUACUAUCUUGGAGAUUGUUGGAGAUAUACCCGAUGCAGAUAUUGCUCCACCUGAAAACGUUCUUUUCGUAUGCAAACUGAAUCCUGUUACCACUGAUGAGGAUCUGGAAAUUAUUUUCAGUAGGUUUGGAAAGAUUGUCAGUUGUGAGGUAAUAAGAGACAAAAAAACUGGUGAUUCCCUGCAGUACGCCUUCAUUGAAUUUGAUAAUAAGAAGUCUUGUGAGGAUGCUUAUUUCAAAAUGGAUAAUGUAUUGAUAGAUGACAGAAGGAUCCAUGUUGACUUCUCACAGUCUGUUUCAAAAAUAAAAUGGUUAGGCAAAGGUAGAGGUGUAAAACAUAUAAAUGAUGAUGACAUUCCAAGCAAAGAUAACCAUUUUGAAAAAAAUAAGUCAAAUCGUUCAAUAAGUAAAGACAGGGGCAGACAUGAUGAUAGAGACAAACAUCAGAGAGAUAGAGAAAUCAGGAGACAAAUUAGGCACAGAGAAGAGGAAGAAAUUAGGCAAAGAGAAGAAAAAGGAGUAAACCGCAGAGGUGAAGAAACAAUUAGGCGUAAAGAAGAAAGAGAAAUUAGGCACAGAGAAAAAAGUAGUCUCAGAGAAGAAGAAGAAAUAAGGCGCAGGCGAGAAAGAGAAAUUAGGCAUAGAGAAGAACAAGAAAAUAAGCAAAGAGAAGAAAAAGGCGUAAACCGCAAAGAUGAAGAAACAAUUAGACGCAAAGAAGAAAGAGAAAACAGGCACAGAGAAAUAAGUAGUCUCAGAGAAGAAGAAGAAAUUAGGCGCAGGGAGGCAAGAGAAAUUAGGCACAAAGAAGAAAAAAAUAGCAGCCUCAGAGAAAAAGAAGAUUUUAGGAGAAGAGAAGAAAGAGAAAUUAGGCGCAGAGAAAGGAGUAGCAGUAGAACUAAAAAGGAAAGGUCCAGGGAGAGACCAGUUCAGAAAGAAUCAAAUUACAACAACCAUCGUGAAUCUGAUUCUAAAAGUUUUGAAAGAAGGAGAGAUGAUCAUAGGAAAAACAGUUCUUAUAAUGAGGAGAAGAGGGAAAACCAAGAUACUCACAUUAAUUCUCAUAAAUCAAGGCCUACAUCAUCUCCUGAAAAUGAAAGAGAAAGAAUAAAUAAAUCUCCAAAACAAAGAGAUAGAUCUGAUAGAUCCAUACAAAAUGACAAUUCUGGUAAGAAUGAUAGUGAACAAGAAAGAAAUGUGAGAUCUCAAGACAGAAAAUCGAGAUCCCAAUUAUCUAACUCAAGAAUGUCAGAUCACAAGAGCAGUAAUAAAGAGAAAGUAGAAAAACAUGAAUCAAACUCCAGAAAGACUGAAAGAGAGGAAGUUCAAAACAGCAGAAAUAAUAAAUUAAAACAUGAAAAACGAGUAGAGCCCCGUACUCCAUCACCCACUGACGGAAAAAAGGACAAGAACGCUUCAAAGAGCAAUCAAGUAAAGAAAAUUAAAAAGAACAGUCAAGAAAAGAAAGACAAAAAAGAUCUGAAAAAAAAGAAUUUUGAGAAAAAGAAGCGUAAACACUCAACUUCCUCUUCUGAUAGUGACUCCUCUGAUUCCAGCUCAUCAACUAGUUCUAGUUCAUCAAGUGACUCUGAUAGGAAAAGGAAACGGGCUAGAAGGAGAAAGAGGAAGUAUUCUUCUUCUUCUAGCAGUACGUCCAGUGACAGUUCAUCUUCCACUUCCACAUCAGACUCAAGCAGUGACUCAUCUAGUUCAGAUAGUCAUUCCAAUAGGAAAAGAAAAGUAAAGAACAAUUCUAAGAAAAAUCUAGCAAAGAAGAUAAAAAAAAAAUGAUAUAUCAUCAUUAACAACAGUGCACUUAUAAACUUAUUAUAAAUAUGGUUAGCUUAAUUUAUUUUAAGGUUUUUUAGUGUGUUUUAUUGCAUGUUCUGGUACAAAUCUGUGUAUGCUACAAUUUAAGUAGUCAUAUGCACUUCUUUAUGUUCAAGAUAUUUUAAACUACAUGAUUCUGUAAAUAGAAUGAUUUGGAAGUAAUACAUCCAAAAUUAUCAGUGUUUAUUAUCAUGUUUUACUAAAUUAAAUACUACAAAAAAAUUGACCCGAUAUAAUUUCUAAAAAUAGUGAAACUGAAGACAUCCACUUUCCAAUUAAUUGUUGAUACAAUACAAUUUAUAUUUUAUUAAUGGCAGCACUGACCUUUGCAUAAAAUGACGGACAUUAAAGGCUACAUUUCCCAAAAAUAAUAUAGAUUACUAUUCAAAUUUCACAUGAUAAUUACCUAUUUUCUCAUUACUUGGGUACUGAGAAAAUAUAAUGAAUAACGAUUUAUUCAUAUACAAUUUAAUAGCAUAAGCAUAUAUAUAAUUGUUACUUGGAGUUUAGAUCCAGUUAUGUAUAGAACUAUGUUUUUUUUUUGAAUAAUAAUGGGUGGUUAAAUGAGAUGUAUUAUGCCUAGGUGUAAUAAAAAGGGUCAUCAUUUCUGCCCAAAAACAAAAAUAAGUGAUGCAUUAUGCCGGUUAUUCGUGAAAUUGUUAAAACGGAGGAGUUUUAUUACAACGCCAUCUACAUUUUUUGUAGAACAUAGCCUGAAAAGUCCCUUAUUACAUACCCAAAAUGAAUCCUACUUUGUUGUAAUUAUUGUAAUGCCUUAUUGUAAUGUUAUGGGCGAUAAGCUGAUCCCUUAUCACCAUAAGGUUCAUCAUAUCCAGCUUACGACAUCGUAUCAACAGUGGCUGCAAGUUGUCUUUGAUUACUUGUGGCUCUGCCCACCCCAUUAGGGAUUACGGGCGUGAGUUUAUGUAUGUAUGUAUUGUAAUGCCUUACUUAUUUAUUUAAGUAAUUAUAAAAUUGGUUAAUAACCAUGCUCAGUACAAAAUUGUAAAACUUAGCAAUAAUUUUAUAGUAGGUAUUACAUAAUGUAAUUUCACAAUAUGAAGUCACAGUUUUUAUAAUAUUUCUUAUUAUAGCUAGUAGUACAGUUAAGUCUUAUGUUUUAUUUCCAUUAAAAAGUACUUUAAUAGUUA